Messenger RNA from Dendrobium catenatum, 630 nucleotides. RefSeq lists its product as uncharacterized. Gene Ontology annotation, molecular function: protein binding. Gene Ontology annotation, cellular component: chloroplast. The transcript is spliced from 4 exons. Bases 28 to 621 code for a protein of 197 amino acids. The record is from RefSeq and is a predicted model, not a curated record. NCBI's taxonomy places the organism in Eukaryota, Viridiplantae, Streptophyta, Magnoliopsida, Asparagales, Orchidaceae.
AACAAUAUCUUAUUUUCAUCCCGUCCAAUGCCAAGCUCCCAAUGUCUUCUCACAUCUACUCCGGCGAGCUUCUUGACGGCUGACUCCAAUCUUCUGCCUUCAAGCGUACUGCCGUUGAGAACAUUAGACUCUUGGGCUCUCCGGUCGACGACGGUCGCAACGGUACCUCGACGCCUCUUCCUUGUAUCGGCUUACGCUAUGUGGGAUGCACUCACCGGAGGUACCGGAGGGCCCGCCCGCGCCUCCUCAACCGCCAUUCGCCGUGGGAUGCUUCUGUUCCGGCAGGGAAAUGUAAGCGAAUCAUUGGCCGAGUUUGAUCGUGCAAUAGUGCUAGACCCUCGUCAGAAGGCCUAUCUUUGGCAGAGGGGGCUUUCUCUAUACUAUUUGAAUAGAUUUGCAGAAGGGGCAGAUCAAUUCAGGUUGGAUGUUGCAGAGAAUCCAAAUGAUACUGAGGAGUCCAUUUGGUGCUUCCUCUGUGAAGCUCAAAUUUAUGGAGUUGAUGAAGCCAGGAAACGUUUCUUAGAGGUAAUGCUGCCUUCCUUUUCCUCAGAAAAACUGAAGAUUUUUCUUGGUACAGUUGAACUUAGGGCUCAUUUGGUUGUUUGUACAUACAUUGGCUAACUUUUAAAA